CCCUAGAGAGCAUCAGUUACCGACUGGCAAGGAUACCAAACUAAGUUCUCUCAAGAAUAUCUCCGUGGAUUCAAUAUUCUGUUCAAAAUGAUGAAGCUCUUUUGUUUGUUCGUUUUUCUGGCGAUGGCCGUUGCUCAUCCGACGCCAGGGAACCAAAACGACCGACCGGAAGCACCCGCAAACCAGGAAAUGCAGCUACCAGGAGUCUCAGACGAUGGCGAUAUGGAAAAGGCGGAAACAUUCGGUUUCGGGUUUCACAACCAUUACCACAUUGUACCACAAUAUUAUGGUGGGUCAUAUUAUGGUGGUUAUGGUGGUUAUGGCGGUUACGGCGGCGGAUAUUACCCCUACUAUGCACGCAAUUAUGGAUAUCCUUACUAUUACUGAGCUGUGAAUAAAUUAAAAAUGUUGUUUGAAAA
Molecule: messenger RNA, 419 nt
Organism: Armigeres subalbatus
Lineage: Eukaryota; Metazoa; Arthropoda; Insecta; Diptera; Culicidae
Product: glycine and tyrosine-rich protein-like
Exons: 2
Coding region: 88-387 (99 amino acids)
Source: RefSeq, a predicted model, not a curated record